AACAGUCUAACACUAAAAAAAAAAAGUUUAAAAAUAGGAUAAAAGGUCCACACAGCACUUGUGCGAGUCAAAUUACAGAACGAAAAGCACACUCGGGUAGUCGUCACUUCUAAAAAAACCCCCCCAAAUUCAAAACCCUAACUAAACCUCUCACAUCCCAAAACCAUUUUCCGGCGAAUAUGCCGGCACCGGCACCACAUUCCGACGAACAAUUCUCUCUCCUCCCACUCACUCCAACUUCCUCACAACAACAACCAGUAGUUUACCCUCUUCACCACUCUCUCUCCUCCCCAAUUUCUCGCAUUGCCAUUAGCUGGUCUCGCGGAAACUCUCUCCGACUCUCUCUCCUCUCUCACCCUUCAAUCAGCACAGAACAACCAAACGAAGGCGAUGAAUCUUCUGGAGGAAGUGUAGUUGAGGUGAAGCUCGCAUCCGAAAAUGGCGGAAUUGAUGAUAAUGCGCGUUGGAGGAAGAUCGUUUAUGGCUCCGUUGCUCCGUUUGCGAUGUUUCAGAAUCGUAAGAAUUCGACAUUCGCGUUCUCGAAGGUUCCUUCUGGAGCUUUGUCAAAUGCUGACUGGUGGGAGUAUGUCAUGGAGUACAGUAAAGAGAUAAACUCACUUCUUGGUACAACAAAGUCAACAGCUAGUUUGACUUUUGAGGAUCCGGGAGAACUUCUAAUGGUAGAUGAGGAGCGAACCACUUUAAAGGCUGCAUGGGAGCUACUAGAACUUUUCUACGCAGACAAACAGUCUCAAGCUUGGCUUCCCGAACGUCUAGUUGAUUGGCUAGCUGACUAUGAUAACCUAUUCUCAGAAACUGAAUCUACGGUGUAUUCAAAACUUGUGGAUUUGCAGCAUCAUCUCAUGCACUUACAGGCAAUUGAGGAUGAUCCGAAGUACUGGGAGUGUUUGUCGUCAGCGCUAGCACUUGGCUGGUUAGAUAUUGUGGUCAAACUGCUGCGUCUACAUGGGUCUUAUCAACUUGAACAGCUUGGAAGACGUGAGACAGAAAAUGGGCUUGUCGAAGCAGUAGUUGUUCUUAUCUCGAAAAUGCCUCGUCUACGCCCUGAAUUGCAUGCUGGAAGAUUGGGGGAAUGUUACAAAAACAAGACUGAUUUCAUCAAGGGUUGGGAGACAUGGCGUGGCCGAGUUACUAAACUGGAGUGUAGUGCUUUCUGGGUUGAGUGUGGUCAUCAGCAAACCAGGGAUGGUUUGAGAAAAAUUCUACAGAUUAUGCUGGGAAACACUGAGCAUAUAUCUGCUGCAACUUGUCAUUGGGUUGAACUUUACAUAGCUCACUUUCUAUACAUCAGGCCAUUCACCGUGGGGUUAGAAAGUAUGUACAACCUAGCACAGAAAUGCAUUCAGUUGAAGCCUGUAUCUCAUCCUCAUAGCUUGAUGGGACUUCUGGCUGGAAUUCUUGGAGAAAAUACUGAGGUUGUGUUAGCAGAAUGCUCUAGAGCUUUUGGCCCAUGGAUGGUGACCCAUGCCAUAGAGUUGUUAACUGCUGGAAAUGAUCAGUCAGAAAUACUUUUGCAUGAAGUGCGCCAGAAUCUAGGAGGAGUUAGUAUUGAGGAGCUCCAUCGACUUGUCUAUGCUCAAGUUCUUGCCUCUCAUCAAUUAACUUGGCAGAUUGCUCCAGUAUACUUGACAUCAUGCAGGCCGGGAUUGGGCAUGCUUGAGAUAUUACUGUACAGGCAACCUGUUCACUUCAAGCAAGGAUUGCUCAAGAAUCUGGAGAUCUGUCGUUUGUAUGAACUAGAGACUGUCAGUUCAAACAUCAUGAAGAUUGCUGGCGUACAUCACUGGAAGCAUGGUCGAAAGGGUUCUGGGAUCUUCUGGCUUCAACAAGCUCAAGAUGAAAUUCGUCUCAACAAGAUUUCUCAGCAGUUGUUUGAUUUUGUUGGGAAAUCAAUACCUGAAGAGAGCUUCAAGCAAUGGGAAGGCUUGAUUGAAUUAUUAGGUUCUGAUACAAGAACUGCUGGGGGUCUAGAGUUUCUCCACAAGUACAGAGAUUUCAAAAAAUCACUGCAGCAAGUUGGUGAUGGGAAAGCUACUGAUGCUGCUCGACAAGCUGUGGAAUCUCUCAUUUCGCUCAUGAAGAAUCCAUCUACGCCUCAGCGGUUCUGGUUACAUCUUCUCUAUGACUCGUUAAAGCUGCUUGCAUGGCGGGAAGGUCCUCUUCUUGAUGUCUCACAGACCAAUCUACUGUUGAAUAAGCUGCAAGAGUUAUCCAUGGCAAGGCUGCGCCCUGAUUAUGUUGAAGCAGACUUGCCAUCCCAAGCCUUGAGUACUGUCCGGCUUGCUCUUGCUACUAAUCUUGGGCGUGCUAUUCUUGAAGAGCAAUGACAUUUUGUGCAAUUCUACUCUAUUCAUCCAUGUGACAGCUUUCCCAUUGCUCUGGGAAUUUGACAUGAAAUUCUUCACAAAGAUCAGCCAGGAUCAUUGUAGAGUAUUUGCACUCAAAGAGAGAGGUGUCCCAGAUUUUCAGCUCUCAGAUGUGGCUGUAUCUCACACUCCUCUUAUCCUCAGUUUGAAGUCAUCAUGCAAGCGAACAGAUAUCUAUGGAAAUGUGAGUAUGUAUAUGACUCUGAAUCAACUUUUUAGUGGUUCAUCAGAACUUUUUUUUUGUUGUAACCUCUUAUCACUAUGUAGAUACCUCUACACUCUACAGGCUCUACUACACUGUUCUAAGGGAUGACAAGAUUAGCGCUUAGUAAGAGAUGUAACAACAGUAGAACUUGGUAAGAUAUGUAAUAUGUCGUAGUUGGCAUCUUCAGCUAGGUUGAUCUGCAGACGCUGCAAAGUAAAAGACCAUAGUGACUGAACUGUUUUUGACAGCAUAGGAAAAAACAGCCUGAGUAUUUACUCGAAGCAUUAUUCAUGUGAUGUUUCGGAGUUUCCCAUAGCAUCUGUUGUAUUUUUCGGCUUGAAAGGAAUUUGCCUUGUAUUUAAAUUCUAGCUUGAA
Molecule: messenger RNA, 2967 nt
Organism: Beta vulgaris subsp. vulgaris (sugar beet)
Lineage: Eukaryota; Viridiplantae; Streptophyta; Magnoliopsida; Caryophyllales; Amaranthaceae
Product: nuclear pore complex protein NUP85
Exons: 18
Coding region: 180-2348 (722 amino acids)
Biological process (GO): mRNA export from nucleus; positive regulation of DNA-templated transcription; protein import into nucleus
Cellular component (GO): nuclear pore outer ring
Molecular function (GO): structural constituent of nuclear pore
Source: RefSeq, a predicted model, not a curated record